This is a messenger RNA of Leopardus geoffroyi (Geoffroy's cat), 892 nucleotides long. RefSeq names its product translocator protein (gene TSPO). Gene Ontology annotation, cellular component: membrane; endoplasmic reticulum. Bases 131 to 640 code for a protein of 169 amino acids. Gene Ontology annotation, molecular function: cholesterol binding. The record is from RefSeq and is a predicted model, not a curated record. The transcript is spliced from 4 exons. NCBI's taxonomy places the organism in Eukaryota, Metazoa, Chordata, Mammalia, Carnivora, Felidae.
GGGACCGGGGCGGGGCCUCGCGGCCGGGGCGGGGCGGGCCGGGGACCUGGGCCGCCGCCUCCCGCCGCGCAGUGCCUUUCCGGAGCGCGUCCCCGCGGCUGAACUUUCCAGAACAGCAGCCACAGCAGCAAUGGCCCCGCCUUGGGUGCCCGCGGUGGGCUUCACUCUGGUGCCCAGCCUGGGGGGCUUCCUGGGCUCGUACUAUGUCCGUGGGGAGGGCCUCCGCUGGUAUGCCGGCCUGCAGAAGCCCUCCUGGCACCCGCCCCGCUGGACGCUGGGCCCCAUCUGGGGCACCCUGUACUCGGCCAUGGGGUAUGGCUCCUACAUGGUCUGGAAAGAGCUGGGGGGCUUCUCGGAGGAGGCUGUGGUUCCCCUGGGGCUCUAUGCCGGGCAGCUGGCCUUGAACUGGGCGUGGCCUCCCCUCUUCUUUGGCACCCGACAAAUGGGUUGGGCCCUGGUGGAUCUCCUGCUGACGGGUGGGCUGGCAGGAGCCACGGCCGUGGCCUGGCGUGGGGUGAGCCCACCGGCCGCCCGCCUGCUCUACCCAUACCUGGCCUGGCUGGCCUUUGCGGCCGCGCUCAACUAUUGCGUGUGGCGGGACAACCACGGCCCGCGCGGCGGCCGGAGGCUCGUCGAGUGAAAGCGCGCCCCGUCCGAGGACUGUGGCUGCCCGCCGGUCAGGUGGUGCCCGUGGUGGUGGCCCUUCUGCUUCCGUGGCCACCGGGCCUGUAGGUGUGCCCGGGUCUCAGCCCCGGGGGCUCACCACCAGCUUCGGAAGUGCUCUAGGCCAAGCUCCUGCCCCAGAAACAGCGUCCUGUGUUUUCCGCACCCGCUCCAAGCAAGCUCUCAGAACGUGGAAGGUCAUAAGGCAAAUAAAGUUUUUAACCUCCUG